Molecule: messenger RNA, 713 nt
Organism: Sorghum bicolor (sorghum)
Lineage: Eukaryota; Viridiplantae; Streptophyta; Magnoliopsida; Poales; Poaceae
Product: heavy metal-associated isoprenylated plant protein 47
Exons: 2
Coding region: 97-468 (123 amino acids)
Molecular function (GO): metal ion binding
Source: RefSeq, a predicted model, not a curated record
GACACGCCGGUACAUUGGUUGCUAGCAGGACAGCAAACUCUUUUGCUUCCCCCACUUCGUCUCUUUCUCCAACAACCUACAGAGAGCCUCAGCAAAAUGAAGCAAAAGAUCGUGAUCAAGGUGCAGAUGAGCUGCGACAAGUGCCGGUCCAAGGCCCUGGCCGUGGUGGCGGCCACGGGCGGCGUCGACUCCGUGGCGAUCGACGGCGAAGGCAGGGACAAGGUCGUCGUCGUGGGCGACGUCGACUCCGUCAAGCUCACCAGCGCGCUGCGCAAGAAGGUAGGGCCCGCGCACCUGCUGCAGGUCGGCGAGGCCAAGAAGGACGACAAGACGAAGCCGCCGGCCGCCGUCGUGCCCGCUUAUUAUUACCCGCCGCCGCACCCGGUCACCGUCGUCUACGACCACCCUGCCGGCUACUCGUGGUACGGCUACCAGGCGCAGCAAGACACCAGCUGCUCCAUAAUGUAGAGACAAAGUAGACGACAGACCAUGCAUAUACGUAUGUACGGUCGUACGGAUAGUAUAUUUUUUUAGUUUGCUGCACUACUCUUAUAUAUUUGUAUACGGCUGGACUGUGUGCAACUCCUGGUUUUCCUUGCACUGUGUUGAAGUGGACACCAUAUUUUAGAAAUGUAAUAUGAAGCCCUAGGAUUUUUUUAUGAGAAACAACCACACAUAAUAUUAUAUUAGCAAAUAUGCUUGUGCACUAUGCA